Mya arenaria is the source of this 4447-nucleotide messenger RNA. RefSeq lists its product as uncharacterized. The record is from RefSeq and is a predicted model, not a curated record. Lineage: Eukaryota; Metazoa; Mollusca; Bivalvia; Myida; Myidae. Bases 1165 to 2223 code for a protein of 352 amino acids. The transcript has 2 exons.
UGACGAGUUCAUUUGGGAUUCAGUUUGCACUGUGAAUAGUUCUGUUUUAAACGGCAGGAUUAAUUGUAUUAUGUUGACUUAGUGUAGUGUUUUGUGUAUGUUAUAGAGUCUUAUAAAGUGCCCUGAUGUGGGAGUGAUAUACCUGUACCGGACGGAAAGAAAAAACUCUGUUGAAUAGCACCUCUCCACGACAAGAGACUCAUUAGUGCUGAAAGGCACCUCUCUCCACGACAAGAGACUCGUUAGUACUGAAAGACACCUCUCCACGACAAGAGACUCGUGACUGCUGAAAAGCACCUCUCUCCACGACAAGAGACUCGUUAGUACUGAAAGACACCUCUCCACGACAAGAGACUCGUGACUGCUGAAUAGCACCUCUCCACGACAAGAGACUCAUUAGUGCUGAAAGGAAGGCACCUCUCCUCGUAAGUGCUGAAAGGCACCUCUCUCCACGACAAGAGACUCGUUAGUGCUGAAAGGCACCUCUCCACGACAAGAGACUCCUUAGUGCUAAAGGCACCUCUCCACGACAAGAGACUCGUUAGUGCUGAAAGGCACCUCUCUCCACGACAAGAGACUCGUUAGUGCUAAAAGGCACCUCUCCACGACAAGAGACUCGUUAGUGCUGAAAGGCACCUCUCCACGACAAGAGAUUCGUUAGUGCUAAAAGGCACCUCUCCACGACAAGACACUCGUUAGUGCUAAAAGGCACCUCUCCACGACAAGAGACUCGUUAGUACUGAAAGGCACCUCUCCACGACAAGAGACUCGUUAGUACUGAAAGGCACCUCUCCACGACAAGAGACUCGUUAGUACUAAAAGGCACCCCUCCACGACAAGAGACUCGUUAGUGCUAAAAGGCACCUCUCCACGACAAGAGACUCGUUAGUACUGAAAGGCACCUCUCCACGACAAGAGACUCGUUAGUGCUAAAAGGCACCUCUCCACGACAAGAGACUCGUUAGUACUGAAAGGCACCUCUCCACGACAAGAGACUCGUUAGUGCUGAAAGGCACCUCUCCACGACAAGGAACGCCAGUCCCCCACGUGGUGUUCCGUAAGAUGGAAAACGUUAAAUACACUAAAUAGUAAACGGACGGAUCUAGAGCUUAAACAUCGGACUGAUUUCAAACUGUUUGACAUGUUUCAUAGGGGCAUUGCAACAUGCCCCCGGUGUACAUAGGCGCUGACCUCGCGGGGGCGACCUUGACCCACCACCAGACCAUGGAAGAGUCGUUGUUUCCGCCAAUAUCGCGAAAGAGUGCCAUUUCAAUCGGAAGUGAAACGGACCCUAGUGAUUUUUGUAACUCUUCUCCACAUGAACGGAAGGUACUGACAACACGAGGAAGCGUUCCCGCACUAUCGUUGUCCAGUAGCCCCGUGAAGUUUCCGACCAUCGACCGCGCCAAUUCAACGAGUAUUGCGAGUCUUCCUGGCUCUCGUGCCAUGCGGCACCGGAACAUGACACGCGAGCUGCGGUCCUCCUACUGCCGCUCGCCUAGCUGUCCCUCUCAUCUGGACAUGAACCGCACUAAUGUUGAGUUUAACAGCUACAACAAGCGUCACUCGAAUACAGACCAGGAGAGCUCAGAUGUCGGAUCUACGGAUGUCGAGGAAAAGGUCUCCAAACUCCCAAGUAUAUUCUCGUCCAAGAACCCAUCAGAUAGGUAUGAAAGAGAUGAAAGCCCGCGGCGGGACAAGAAUAGAGACAAAUUGAACGCACUGUCACUGCGUCGUAGUGAAUCUCUUUUACACGCAUUUCACAGUAAUUCGGACAGUAAGGCACAGCUGUCUAGCAGAGACGCAGAUCAAAGACAGUCGCAAACGGCCGCCCUUCUCUUACCGUUAAGGACAAAUCCUACGGUGAAUAACAAAAAGAAAAAGAAACGGCGAACAAGAAGAACGUCAGAUUCAGAGAGUGAGCCUCGGGAAAAUACACCACGGAAUCACCCGGAAACUUCUCGGAAGGAUCCGGACACCUCAUUGAAUAUUCCGGACUCUUCACGGAAUUUGCCGGAUACUUCACGGAAAUACGCGGAUGUGCACAAACAAUCUUCAAAACAAAGCUGUGAUACUGAUGACGCAUUAAAUGCAAUUGCUCGUGAAAAUGACUUGUAUGAUGAAGAAAUGGACGCGACACCGAGAGCAAUUGAGAUAAGCCCAUCUCGGAAAGUUAAGCAGUGGAUUAAUAACAAUCAAAAGGAGGGCCAUAUUAAGGCGUAAAUGUAUUUAACAAUGAAUUCCGAUGUUUUGUCAACUUCCUGUAACUCUUUUAGGAAAUUGAAGACAGAUUAAUUUAUUUUGCAAUAUUUGUCCAAGCGGACCUAGUCACAACGGACACAACUGGAAACAUACCAGAUGUUCAUUUAGUAGCUAGCAAUAUACUUGGUGUCAAUUAUGUGUGCCAAGAUGUACACAAACUUGAACCUCUUCGUAAUUCAUCUCAAGUGUCUUAGAAAAGAGAAACUGACUUGCUAAAAGACGGUACGGGUGCAUUUACCAAUUCAAUGGACACUGGAACUAUCUGGGAAACUUGUUGUGUGUGGUAAGGACCGUUGAAAAGAGAAACAGGCGAUCUUUGUCAGCAGACGUCUACAUGAAACUACAAGUGAAUAGUUUAUAAAACUAUCCGUUUGAGGAAGGUCUUUACGGGCGAUAUUUGGUGCUAAAGAGGAUCAACAUCAUGUCGAUGAUACAAGCUAAGCUCGAACUGUCUAGCAGAUCAUUGGUUUAGUUGUAAAUGUUGACAUUGUUAUCCUUUAUUGUUUACAUAUGGAUAUGAACAUGUUUACAGUUUUCCGUCCAUAUAACAAAAUUAUAUGCGGUGGUUAGGUUCUGCAGUUUUGAUCAUUUCAUUAAUAUGUUCUUAUCUCCACUUAAUUACAUUCAGUUUCGGGUAUUACGUCAGAAGUGUUUUAGUGGGGAGAUAUUUGUGAAAUCCAUAUCUUAACAAAUUAAUUACGCUGAUAUCAGAUUUCAGAGAACUGAAGAUAAUAUAGCUGUCUUCGAUUGCCGUAUUGAUUUACAAAUUAAACGUUACAUUGCUAGAUUGGUGUAAGGAUCUAGAGUGUAUUACUGUAAGACAACUCUCACGGUGAUUAAAGACCGUUUCUAUAUUAAAAAAUGCAGAAAACUUCGCAUAAAAGUAUAUGCACAUUUUGUGUGCCAUAUGUAACAUUUGACAACAGUUUAGCGAAUAACAGUACAUGUAAGUGAAUGAAAACUAGGUAUGUACUCUCUAUAUUCGAUGCAUUUAAAACUCCAACCCUUUAUCUCAUCAUACUUGAUGUCUAUAUAUUAUUGAAGGUAAAACCACGACCAAUAACAAAAAAAUACUGUAGCUAGAUAUCAAGAUUGAGACGUUUUCAUUGAGUUUGAAAUAUUAAAGUGAGUUCAAGAGAGUGAAAUGCAUAAUAGAGCCCGCCCGUAAAUCCUGCAUUAAGAAGAGACAUGACGAGCAUGUUCUCUUCCAAACUUGAUCAAAAUAACGAAAGUUAAAAGGAGAACGCGCAUUUGAAAAUGCCCAAAAUCGGUUUGGACCAACGAGUAAAAAAAUCCACUUUAAGAACUAAGAAAAAACAACAAUCGUAAUGCUUUACAACUAAAAUCUAUCACAGAACAGUUUGUGAAAUUCAGAAAAUAAUAACUUUCCUUUAACGACAAGUUUGAGUUCGAUUUACGAUGAAAUUUUGCCGAAGUUAUAUCAUUGUUCGGCAAAAGAUUUACUUAGCUUGUAAUGUUUUGCCUCCUCGGAAUCCAGCUUAUCUGAUCUUCUCGUUAAUGGUAAGGUGCCAGGAUAUCAUUUAAAACGAUCUUUACAAAGAAUUUUGUAUUUCAUCUUUUAAAUCUGUAUAUUGCACAAUGUUUGCGUUCUGAAAGUAAACCACUAGGAUGUAUAUCUUGUUCAACAAGUCUCUGUGUGGAAGGAAUUGUAUUUAAAAAUGCUAUAUUUUUUCCGAAACAAAAACCUUGAAUAGUAUUGCAAGUUGAUAAAAGUAAGAUGGUAUUGAGUGACGAUACUCUGUUUUAACUUUACCGAUCGGCGUUUAGUUCUAGUGCAUUUAAUUUAAAGUUUUAAAUUAUAUUAAACUUUAAAGAACCAUUUUGUUCAUGUUCUCGUAUAUUUUACUUACUAUUAUAACGAUACCUCAUGUACGCACUUAUGUCGGGUUUCCAACGAUAUCAAAAGUUUGUAUUUCUAUUAUAUAAUCAAAUGUACUUGAAUUUCUAUAGGUCAGCCUGUGAUACCACUACUGACCUACUUGUGAGUUUAAGUUUGCACCUUUCGAUUGUUUUAGGCAGUGUGUUUUUGGAACGAGUCCAUAGAGAAUACGAUUAUAUUCUCCUACUUACAACAGUAUUAGAAGUUGUUAAUUUGUGUUCCAUUAUGCUUGUUUCAAAACCCAUUCUGUCUUAUGAAGGGUUGUAUAUAAACAUAUAUCUGUCA